GGUGUGUGAGAAGGCUGGGUUUUUGUGGUGUCAGUUGUGCGAUCUGUGUUCACAGCACUCUGCUUCUGUCAUGUGCUGCUAGCUUCUUCCUGUGGCCUCGGCCUGAGAACCUCUUUCUGAUUGCAGUGUCCAUGUGACUAAGUUUCCGGUGCUGCUUCAGCUGCUGCUUCCGUGAAUAGUAAGAGUUUAGAGCAGUCAAACAUCACAGAGCUAGAGAGUUGCUCUGCAGCGCAGAAUCAACCAGCGAUAUGGUCAGAGGAUCAACCGUCAGUGGCUUUGGAAAUCCACACCUAACCGCCAGAUGAGGAUGUUAAGAUGCUCGUCCACAGGCUCACUCCCCUCCUGCUUGGCCUGCUUCCACUCUGGAGACUCCUGACGCUGGUUUCAGGUCAUCCACAACAUGGACCAUGUCAGCAGAUCCAAAGAACAGCUCUGUGCAACAGCAGAAAACUCAACUCUGUUCCCGUAGGACUCUCAGACCACAUAGAGGAGCUCCAGCUGAACUUCAAUCAGAUCCAAACACUACAAGAUGACUCUCUGCUUCUUUACCCGUCAUUAAACACUCUGAGUUUAGCCUGCAACAGUUUAGAGAAAUUACAGUCAAACACUUUUAAAAACACGAAACUGUUAGAAAACCUCAACUUAGCUAAUAACAACCUUUAUACUGGGUACCAAGAAAGCAGUGAAGCAUUAAAGACUGUACCCAGACUCAGAGUUCUGGACCUUUCUGUGAACAGACUCGAUGACGAAAUGGUCGCCACUCUCCUGGAGAACCUGACAUCUCUGGAGUAUUUGAAUCUCUCUGGAAACCUCCUGCAGAGACUGGACGAGACGUCGUUCAGAGAUCUUCAUCAGCUCAAAGAGCUCGACCUGCAGAGAAACAUCAUGUUCGAGAUCGACGGAGCCUUCGACAGCAAUCCUAAACUCCAGAGACUAAACCUGGCCUAUAACUACCUGCCCUGUCUGACGGACUUCCACAUGACCCAGCUGGUCGUCCUGAACGUAAGCCAUAACUUCAUCGAGUGGUUCAUCUCCAGACAGGACAUGAACGACACAUUCCAGCUGGAGACGGUUGACCUGUCGUACAACAAACUGCUCUUCUUUCCUUUCUUGCCAAACCAGAGCCGUUUGCUGAACCUCUACCUGUCCCACAACACAAUCAGGUUUUACGAACAACUGGCGGAAAAUGACACGCUCCAAAACUCUUCAACCGUUGAGUUUUACAAUCUGAAGAAAUACACUCAAAACAACGUGACGGCUAAGCUGUGGGAUGACAGCCUUCAUGGUGACAUUUCCUCAGUGCAGAUUUUAGACCUAACAUGGAACCAGGUGGAGUACUUCCCUCGUGGAUUCAUCCAGAAGAUGCCCGCUCUGUCUAGGCUACGAAUGUGCACAAACUGUUUGGGAGCCUUGAACCUCACGUCAGAGCAGUUCCCUGCAAGCUUGUAUGAGUUGGACAUUAGCAACAACAGGCUCAAUGAGAUUAUCGCAGAUGAAGGUACGCUGGGCACUCUCAGUAAUCUGACAUACUUGAACCUGAGCUUGAAUAAUCUCACAAUGCUACCAUCUGGAUUAUUCUCUUCUCUGAGCAGCCUCAGGUCUGCAGAUCUCAGCUAUAACAGCAUAGACAUUUGCCUUCAUGAUGAAGCUGAGAUCAGCACAGACUUUAUCUCAACCUGUGUUGACUGGGCAGAUGUUAAAUCCCUUCGUCAGCUUUACUUAAAGGGAUGCAACCUGGAAAGAAUUCCAGCAUCUUCCUUUGAUGGUUUGUCUUUAACACAUUUGGAUCUGUCAGACAACCCAGGACUCCUUAUCCACAAAUCAUUACAAAGUCUGAGCAGAACGUUACAACAUUUAGGAUUAGGAAACACUCAAAUACAAAACUUUGACUACUCACGUUUUCAGAGUUUGAAGUUCUUAAAUAUAUCAAGAAACUCUCUCCUCAAUCUUCCACCCUCUCUCACAACCCUGGACCUGAAAACUCUCGACAUAAGGGACAACAAGCUGUCCACCAUCCCUUCAGCUCAUGCUUACACAUUAGCUCCCAAACUGCACACAAUCUUCCUCACAGGAAAUCCGUUUAACUGCUGCCAAACCGAAUGGUUCAGGACGUUUGAGACUGUCCACAUGGUCGCACAAUCAGACAUUGAAUGUGAGGAUCUCUUCCGUACCACACACAAAGUUGAACGCUUCAACUGGAAUCUGUGUUCAGAGGAAGGGGGGGAAUCGCUGCUGUGGUUAAUUCUGUUGAUUGUUCCUUUAUGUAUGUUUUUCAUGGCUGUUUCGGUUGUUUUCCUCCUGACCUUCAGGCCUGAAAUCCUCCAAAAGUCAAUCAAAAAGAAGUGUCUGAGGCCUACAUCUUACUAAACUUUAUAAAGGUGUUUGUUCAGUUUUGAGUGUUUGCUGAAAAUAGGGAUGUGCACAAUUAUCCAGCUAGGGAAAUGAAGGUGGCACCCUCGCUAGUCAGCAGCAGAAUUACUUGUUGGUGGGAGUAAUCAUUAAUGUUUUAAUUUUAAUUCAUGUCCAAAAUCCUGCUCAAAUGCCAUGACUCAGUCCCAUUUCUAUUUCUAACCCUGUUCUUUGAUUUUGAGUGCUUCAUGCCCCUUAAAAUAAAGUAAUCAUCAAAUCAUCAAAUCAAACUUUAUUUAUAUAGCACCUUUCAUACAUAAAAGAAAUGCAACACAAGGUGCUUUACAUUAAAAGAUAUACACCCCAAUCCCCCACCCCCUCGCAAGCACUCGCACACGAACACACACACAAAUACAGCAUACUCCACACAUGCAUACCCCAGGCAUACACCCCACCACACCCCAGCCCACCCCAACCCAAAGAUAAAAUAAAAUAUGGCUGAAAUAUGGCUGAGCACUGAGGGACCGGAUGAGGAAACACCAUUCAUUCUUUAGGAGCCAUCCACACCGGGAGAUGCCCCAGCCCACGACUACAGAGGGUGCCACCACAGAGACCAUCCCGACCCAGACAGACAGGAGCCCACACCAUGGCCAUAAGGCCCUGGAGCAGGUCCCCUAACCAUCCAGGCCCGGACAACCCCCAGGACGGCACCCCCGCAGGCAGGCUAGACACAGCUCCUGGUGUGGAGGGCCCCCAUGAGGAAAACACUGGAGCUAAAAACAGAAAGACAACAGAGUAAAAUAUGAUCAAUACUAAAAGGAAUAAAAAAACAAUAUAACAACAUAAAAAUUAUUAUUUAACAAGCAACUAAAAAAACAAUAAAACAAUAGAAGCAGCAUAAGAGAGUGAAAGGGAAUCAGUUAAAAGCCAGAUUAAAAAGGUGGGUCUUGAGCCUGCCCUUAAAAACAUCAACAGUCUCGGCAGCCCUGAGGUUCUCCGGCAGGCUGUUCCACAGACGUGGGCCAUAAUAAUAGAAUGAAGCUUCACCGUGAGUUUUCGUUCUAACGUUGGGAACAGUUAAAAGACCAGCACCGGAGGACCUCAGGGUGCACGAGGGCCGAUAGGGUAAAAGCAGGUCAGACAGAUAAGAAGGCCCAAGGCCAUUAAGACACUUAAAAACUAAUAAAAGAACCUUAAAAUCAAUCCUGAAACACACAGGGAGCCAAUGCAAUGAUUUUAAAACUGGUGUAAUGUGUGCCCGCUUUCUGGUCCUCGUCAGCACACGUGCAGCUGAGUUCUGAAGUAACUGAAGAUGUGAAAUACUCUUUUUUUGGAGACCAGAAAGCAGGGCAUUGCAAUAGUCUAUACGACUAGAGAUAAAAGUAUGCAUUAGCACCUCUGUGCUGGCAAGAGAGAGAAACGGGCGUACUCUGGUUAUGUUCUUAAGGUGAUAAAAUCCUAUCUUCAUUAUAUUUCUAAUAU
Cheilinus undulatus (humphead wrasse) is the source of this 3831-nucleotide messenger RNA. It is a transcript of the gene nrros, whose product is annotated as negative regulator of reactive oxygen species. The transcript has 3 exons. The record is from RefSeq and is a predicted model, not a curated record. The coding region runs from base 316 to 2367 and encodes 683 amino acids. Gene Ontology annotation, molecular function: protein binding. NCBI's taxonomy places the organism in Eukaryota, Metazoa, Chordata, Actinopteri, Labriformes, Labridae.